UGUGAUUUGUGAGUGCAAAAAAAAAAAAUUCACUAUCUCUUCUUUGUUGUGUCUGCACUUUCUUCUUCACUCUUCUCGACUGUCUUGGAAAGUAGAAAAAAUGGCAGCCGCCGCCCCACCGCCGCCGCCUACCGCAGCGCCGGAAGUGUUCAAGGAGGACAUAGUUCCGAUCAGGCACCAAGUUUUCACGCGCAUCCGUCUCGCCACACGCGCCGACGUCCCCCACUUGCUCAACCUUAUCCAUGAGAUGGCCGUUUUCGAGCGUCUCACCCACCUCUUCUCCGCCACCGAAGCCUCUCUCUCCGCCACUCUCUUCCCCGCCGAUAAUCCCCUCCCGCCAUUCGCCUCUUUCACCGUCUUCAUCCUAGAAGUCUCCCGCAAUCCCUUCCUGCCUGCCCCUGUAAACCCUAAUUUCACUCCAAUCGAAAAAAUCGUUACUCUCGACCUCCCAAUCGACGACCCUGACGCCGAAACUUUCAAGUCCCAAGCCCUAACCGGCGCCACCGUUGCCGGAUACUCCCUAUUUUUCCCUAAUUACUCCUCGUUUCUCGCGAAACCGGGGUUCUACAUCGAAGAUAUAUUCGUCCGAGAGGUCUAUCGGAGGAAGGGAUUCGGACGGAUGCUGCUGUCUGCCGUGGCAGGUCAGGCGGCGAAAAUGGGGUACGGGAGAGUUGAAUGGGUGGUGCUGGAUUGGAACGUGAAUGCGAUUAAGUUUUACGAGCAGAUGGGGGCUGAAGUCCACCAGGAAUGGCGGAUUUGUAGACUUUCCGGUGAGGCUCUCCAGGCAUACGCUCACGCUCAGAUUUGAUUAACUUUCUGCUAAUCUUUCUUUCCUCUACAAAUCUUUAUUAUAUCUCUCUGUUCUCUAAGUAUGCUUAUCUUCUAAUAUGGUGUUGAUGUUGAUGGAUAACAAUGGCUUCUGGAUUCACUCUCCAGAUUCCUCCUGUUGGAUUUUAGAAAUUCCAACUUUUGCAGUUCUUUACAGCUUUCAUCUUUGCUCCUUUCAAUAAUAUCUGCUUCUCCCUAAUUUGUAGUUGAUUUAGUGUGGGAUUCUCCCAAAACAAGUAGAAUUGUUUUCCCAUGUGAAUGUGUGCUUAUAUUUGGUUUUCUUCA
Ipomoea triloba (trilobed morning glory) is the source of this 1113-nucleotide messenger RNA. RefSeq names its product probable acetyltransferase NATA1-like. Bases 101 to 808 code for a protein of 235 amino acids. The transcript has a single exon. The record is from RefSeq and is a predicted model, not a curated record. NCBI's taxonomy places the organism in Eukaryota, Viridiplantae, Streptophyta, Magnoliopsida, Solanales, Convolvulaceae. Gene Ontology annotation, molecular function: N-acetyltransferase activity.